Molecule: messenger RNA, 1056 nt
Organism: Rhododendron vialii
Lineage: Eukaryota; Viridiplantae; Streptophyta; Magnoliopsida; Ericales; Ericaceae
Product: protein SPEAR3-like
Exons: 5
Coding region: 238-861 (207 amino acids)
Molecular function (GO): DNA-binding transcription factor activity
Source: RefSeq, a predicted model, not a curated record
CAAUAAUUGUGAAGGUGCAAAUUAACCUCAUAAAAAGGGCAUUGGAGAUCUCUGAAAACCACAGCGCACCUAGCUAUCGCCAAGAAACUUUCCCACAAGAGAGAAAGCUGUGAAAGUUUGUUUGCAAGAAACUCUCUCUCUCUCUCUCUCUCUCUCUCUCUCUCUCUCUCUCACACACACACACACACACACACACACUCAUAUCAGCAGUGCUGAAAAUUGAAAGCAAGUCAAGGAAUGGGAAGCAGUUAUUACGGGGAGCCAAAUUACACAGGGAAUGAAAGAUCUGCUGCUGCAGGAGGAGGAGGUUCAUCAUCAAGGAAAGGGAACAACAAGAAAGGGGGCAGUAAUAAUAAUUCAGAAAAGGCCCCUAAACAGCCACAAAGAGGACUCGGUGUUGCUCAAUUAGAGAAGAUCCGACUCAACUCUCAACUCAUACCACCUUCUACUAAUUACCACCUUCCUACUCAUUACCCAACUCAACUCCUCAACCAGGAGGAGAUUAGAAUGCCAACGGCAUAUUCAUCAAUGCCAACAUCAUCAGCAUCCUUCCCUUAUGCACCAGCAGCAUCUUCUUAUGGUUUCUAUGGCCACCAAAACGUCGCGAUGGGAUUGGGUCAAUUCGAAGAAGCAAAUGUCAGAUAUCCUGAGUCUCAACCUAGCAGUACCAUACCGAGAUUUCAGAGUCAAUACCCCAACAGUGGCACGCUGGAGACACCAUAUUUCACACAACCCAGCAUGACAAGACACCACCCUGUUGAGGACUCAUUCCAAAAGAAGAGGAAGAAAGAUUCUAUCGGGUCCAGCAGUCAAAACUCCAAUACAAGUGACAAUGAGCUAGAUUUGGAGCUUAAACUUUAACUUUAGCCUGAAGUAAUUUCCUACGAAAGGAAAUUUAAAUGUGUGUAUUGACACCUUUUUGUGUGUGUCAUCUCAUCAGUAUAAAAAUAUUUGAAGAUUCAGCUUAGCAGGUUGGUGUUUGUAAAUAAAGGUUUAACAAGUUGUAUGUAUGCAACUUGAUCAUGGACUUGAAUUAAUAAAUUUUGCAUUUGGAAG